This is a messenger RNA of Anoplopoma fimbria (sablefish), 3873 nucleotides long. RefSeq names its product suppressor of cytokine signaling 6 (gene socs6a). The coding region runs from base 649 to 2259 and encodes 536 amino acids. Gene Ontology annotation, biological process: regulation of growth; intracellular signal transduction; phosphatidylinositol phosphate biosynthetic process. The record is from RefSeq and is a predicted model, not a curated record. Gene Ontology annotation, cellular component: phosphatidylinositol 3-kinase complex. Gene Ontology annotation, molecular function: 1-phosphatidylinositol-3-kinase regulator activity. Lineage: Eukaryota; Metazoa; Chordata; Actinopteri; Perciformes; Anoplopomatidae. The transcript is spliced from 3 exons.
GCCUCUGGGACGUCAAAACUUGCAGGAGCUGCUGAUUCGCUGCAUCUCAAUCUGCUCCCACAAUUCAACAGGCAACAAAGGAAGAAAGGAAGAGGCCGUCAGCUACAAAGUGUUAGCCAACCUGGACAGAAAGAUGUCACCAUAUUGUGUCACUUUAGUCCGAAAUAUAUAAGAGGAACCAGACUCGGACAUCACAACGCUGUGUUCUUUCCUUUGGGCUCAAUAGUGGACAAAAAGGAGGCGAGCGGUGAUGUUUUUUUGACAGCAAAUGCUAACAAAGCUAGCUAGCUAGCUAGCUGAGUGACUUGGGUAGCAAGCUAACAUUAGCCACGCUAGCAUUAGCCAACAAUCGGGAAGAAGCGGACCUUUCAUGAGCGUGUUGUGCAAGAGAAAUGCAAUCAUCUCUGGGUUGUUUUGACUAGUGAGACAAGCAGAAGAGACCAGAGCCUCAAAUGAAAGGUGGUGGAAGUGGAAGUGGAACUUGACCCAUCCAACUGAGUCACCAUUUUCCUGCACAUAAUGGGUUUGAUGGCUCCACUGUAUGCAUGACUUGUUUGGUGCGACCUGAUGGGAGGACACUGUGGAUAGUACUUUUAUCAGGAUACCAGGAGAGCCAUCCCAUGCCCCCGCUUUGGAGGGCCUGUCAGAAUGAAGAAGAUAAGCCUUAAGACCAUCCGCAAGUCCCUCAGCAUAAAGGGCAAAGAGGAAGGUGACUUUGUCAUGCUCCAGCAGCCCUCGGUGACGACGGAUUUUUCUAAGGAAGAGUCACUUUUUGGGGGCUGCUACACCAAAGAGCUAUCUGGCUGUGACCUUGGUAGUGAAGAGGACAAAGGAGGCCAGAAUAAGGGCCGCAUAAAGAGUGAGAGCCUGAUGGGAUCACUAAAGAGGAGACUGUCUGCUAAGCAGAAGGCGAAAGUAAAAGGCAGCUCCUCUGCCAUAGGCUCAGUGGAUGAUGAUGACAACUUCUCAUCCUCUUCGGUGCCCAUCAGCUUCAACGAGGUGAAAGCCCAGAGACCCCUUAGAUCUGCCUCCCUACGUAGUCACCAUUAUAGCCCUUCACCGUGGCCUCUGCGCUCCGUAAACUCUGACGAAGCGUGUAUCAAGAUGGAGGUAAAAGUUAAAGCCAUGGUUCACUCUCCCAGCCCAAGUCCCAACUUGAAUGGUGUCCGGAAAGAAUUUCAUGAUUUUCAAAUGGAAGGGCUCUUUCAGGACCAAGCAGACUCCUUAAAGAAUCUCCAACAGCCACAAAACGGGCAGCUGCAUCUAAAUAUCGAUGAAAAUGAUGUGCCUGUGGUGCUGGGGUUGACUCCCCAGGACUACAUCCAGUACACAAUGCCUUUAGAUGAGGGAAUGUACCCAGAAGGGUCCCACUCUUUCUGUCUGGAUAGCUCCUCUCCUAUGGAGGUGGUGACUGAAGCAGACAAUGCGUCCCUCCACACAGACCAGGGACAGGAGGAACAUGAACUGGUUUGUGGGCUGCCUCCGGAUCUCUUCAUGGAAACCUCAGUUAAUAGUCUUCUCAUUGGUUCCGCUGGUGUGAUGCUCCAAAGCUCUCGAGCAGAGGUCCCACCUCCCCUCUCUCCACUCCUGCCGCCCAUGAUGAGUAACGGACGUAUUCCAAGGAUUUUUUCAGGGUUCAGCUCAUCGGACAGCCAGGUAGCUGAGAGAGUAAGACACCACCUCAACUUUGACCCAAAUACAGCUCCUGGGGUCAGUCGGGUGUACGACUCAGUGCAGACCAGCGGGCCCAUGGUCGUCACCAGUCUGACGGAGGAGCUGAAGAAGCUGGCGAGGCAGGGCUGGUACUGGGGCCCCAUCACACGCUGGGAGGCAGAGGAAAAGCUGGUCAAUUUGGCCGAUGGCUCCUUCCUGGUCAGAGACAGCUCAGAUGACAGGUACCUGCUCAGCCUGAGUUUCAGGUCACAGGGCAAAACCCUCCACACCCGCAUUGAACACUCCAAUGGACGCUUUAGCUUCUAUGAGCAGCCUGAUGUGGAGGGACACACGUCCAUCGUUGACUUAAUCGAACACUCUAUCAGAGACUCAGAGAAUGGAGCUUUUUGCUAUUCCAGGUCUCGCUUACCAGGGUCUGCAACCUACCCCGUCAGACUAACCAACCCAGUAUCUCGGUUUAUGCAAGUGCGCUCCCUGCAGUAUCUCUGUCGCUUUGUCAUUAGACAAUACACAAGGAUAGAUCUGAUCCAGAAACUGCCCUUACCUAACAAGAUGAAAGAUUAUCUGCAAGAGAAGCACUACUGAGGACACAGAGAUAGGACAGUGGUAGCAAUUUGCACUUUUGUUUUCAGUUAAGAGAUUUAAACAAGGUUUACAGACAACCACAGUUUUGAGAUGAUUGGUUCUGGUGGCUCUUGAUUUGUGUCCAGGUGACUCUGUCACUGUUAAGUCCUCCAUUCCAUUGUAAGGGUUGUUCCGCUGGUUUGAGGAGGCUCUACUUCCAGAAACAUAGGCCAGCACAUAAUCUAUUGCAGAAGUAUAGAAAAGGUAUAUAGCCAAGUUGUUUUAGCGGCAUAGAUUAAGUGCAGACAUUAGUGUAGUGUAACAUCCAGCUGUGCAAGUAUAGCACAUUUCAGAGAAUUGCCAUCUGCUUUAAAGUUGUGCCUGUAGGAGAAAAAAAGAAAAACACUCUGAAUUUAAUUUUAAUCCACGAAAUUGUACAUUUAAAACAUGAAAAAGUAUUGCUACAAUGAAGCUUUUAAAAUCAAAUGUCAAACUUUCUGCAGACUGACCUAUUUUGAGCAUCUUUUGCUUUUUACCAACCUGUCAUAUUGUGCAGGUUAACCAUCUGUUUCAGCAUGAUCUACAAAUUAGAAUUGGAACAUCAUUUUGCAUUCAUACUAUGCAAUUUGUCAAAUAGCAAGGCGAGGCUUCAUCAUGUAACUAAUGAUGAUGCCCAACCUAUGAUUUUCAUGUAAACCGUAUUUUUUUUCUAAUUAAAAAACUUGCAGUUUGUUCCUCAGGUAUUCUCUGACUCAAGUUACAGCUGACUUUCUACAGAAACAGUUGUGCUUCAGUAUACUUAGCCUGGUGCAGCCUUUUAUAUUUGAGUCAUGUUUCCUAGUUUCAUAUGUUUAAAAAAAUGGACAUUAACAGACAUGGAUGCUUAUUAAUCAAUAAAAGAUCGAACAGUAAUCACAGCACCAUUUAUUAAAAAAAUAAAAAAAUAAAUAAAAAAACUUGCAAAAGAUGUCCAAAAUGUGCCGGUCUGUGAGAGGACAUAAACAGUUUGGUCAGAGAAGUAACUUUAAAUUGUAUGGCUGCAUGUAGCCAUUAUAUAAUGUGCAAGCCUAAAGGUACUGACGAUGCUGGAUUUUAAUGUGCUGUUUGUAGAAACGGCAUCAGGUUGAUGUAUAAACCUUUUUGAAAUAUUACCAUUAAUUGUUAAAUCUUUCUGCAUUAGGAAUGUUACAAAAACUGCACCGCAGCUCAGGCCUAACAACUUUGUCACUAUCUGUAAUGCUUGUAUCUGCAUGUAGUAACGACGGUCAAUUAAGGGCACUGUAGAGCUACUCUAAAUGAGAGAGGAUGUCACGGUAAAAGUGUGUUAAAGCGCAACUCAGAGCAAAAGGCUGUUUAAUGCACAAUUCCAUUCACCAUAGGCCGCUUAUAAGGAGAGAAAAUACCCCUCAGUCAACCUACAACUUAAACACAGACCUCUAGUCAAUUGUAAUGAGCUGGAUCCUCAUGUGAAGAAGCUCAGAUAAUGUGUGAGCUUAGGUAAAAGGACUUGGGAAAGCCAGGGUUAAGUCCUAUUCGCCAUCUUGGAGUGAUGCCAGCCUCUGCACACGACAAAAAGUUACAUCACAGCUGCAUGGCAUCAUUAGUGUCAAAUAGGUUUCAAGGACAUUUACAAAA